Messenger RNA from Cucurbita maxima (winter squash), 478 nucleotides. Its product is annotated as monothiol glutaredoxin-S2-like. Lineage: Eukaryota; Viridiplantae; Streptophyta; Magnoliopsida; Cucurbitales; Cucurbitaceae. The record is from RefSeq and is a predicted model, not a curated record. Bases 16 to 324 code for a protein of 102 amino acids. The transcript has a single exon.
AAAGCGGGUAGAAGAAUGGAGAGAGUUAGAAGGAUGGUUUCAGAGAGGCCGGUCGUGAUCUUCAGCAAGAGCACGUGCUGCAUGAGCCACACUGUGAUGAGGCUGCUGAGUGGGUUUGGGGUUAACCCGGCGGUGCACGAGGUGGACCAGAUCGCUCGAGGUAGGGAGAUCGAGCAGGCUCUGUCUAUGCUUGGCUUUAGCCCCACGGUUCCGGCUGUCUUCAUUGGCGGCCAACUGGUCGGUGGAACCAAUGAAAUUAUGACACUUCAUCUUAAUCGCUCCCUCAUUCCCAUGCUUACUGCUGCUGGCGCUUUGUGGGUUUGACCGCUGACCAAUGCUUUUUAUGCUUUGUCGGAUAGUGUAAUUUAGUGGAUAAAAUAUCAAUUACUAUCUUAAACUGAUAUGAGUUUAUUUUGAUCGCUCGUUCACCUCAUACAACUAAUACACAAUUGACUCAAAUGGACCGAGUCAUUUGGUC